GAAGUGUAUGAGAAAUCUCGUUGUCACAAGUUUUGAUAAGAUAUAAGGAACAUUGGACUAGCUAAUCUUGUUAAUCUCUUGGAUUUUGACAAGAAUCUCAGGAAAAUGAAUGUAAAUAUUGUUAACAGUUUGAAAAACUCUCUAUGGUGCGUUUCAAGGAACAAACUAGUCGACUUGCCAAGAACUCAGCCUAUACAGCUUUUCCUGAGAAAGUCUUCUGAUUCUCCUAAAGUCCCCAAAAAUGUUAUUGGUCACAUAUACUCCGCAUCUAGUCAAGUUGAGAAUGGUAAAGUGUAUGAUCGCAAGCCCUUCAAGAUCAGAUUAUACCCUAAGAAAGAUUAUAUGUGGUGUUUGUGCGGCUACAGUAAGUCCCAACCAAUCUGUGAUGGUUCGCACAAGUGGCCUCAAUAUAAGUGUGAGUUGAAACCAAUUAAGUUUAGAGUCGAGGAGGAAAAAGAUUAUUAUCUGUGUAAUUGCAAACAAACAAAGCUAAGACCAUUUUGUGAUGGCACUCACAAGGGACUGUAAUUCCCUUUCUUAUUUCAACCUGAUUAGCAAAGUAAUACCAUGAGCUUAGAUAGAAUAACUGAAGUAUCUACAGUAUGUGUAUGACUUUUGCAUUCUGAAUGAACUCAGCAGCAGUUUCUGCUUAAAUUUAUCAUACACUGAAAAUUUGCGCUAGAGACUCUUUUUCCAGUUUUAUAUUGUUGCAUUUUCUUUGUUCAUGUUUUGGAGCACUUGUUUUUGAAAAGUUCAAUAAGAUUAUUUACUUUUAAAAGACAA
Molecule: messenger RNA, 783 nt
Organism: Frankliniella occidentalis (western flower thrips)
Lineage: Eukaryota; Metazoa; Arthropoda; Insecta; Thysanoptera; Thripidae
Product: CDGSH iron-sulfur domain-containing protein 3, mitochondrial
Exons: 3
Coding region: 106-528 (140 amino acids)
Cellular component (GO): intracellular membrane-bounded organelle
Molecular function (GO): 2 iron, 2 sulfur cluster binding
Source: RefSeq, a predicted model, not a curated record